AGCUGUGGGACUGAUCUAAUCCAACCCUUGUGGAGUUAACCCCACGUCAACUUCACAUCGAGAAGUCCGACUUACGGUCCUGUGGUCACGAUAUGACCUUUCUAGAGUUCUGUGAUGUGGCUAAUUCAUUGCACCCUCUUUGCGACCUUUACUCAUGCACUUCCUCGUGCAAAACUUGAAGGUGUAAAUACAACCAGACAGCCAAGAUGAGUUCCGGACCGCUAUAUUUGGGUUUUGACCUCUCAACCCAGCAACUCAAAGCUAUCGUAGUCUCUUCGGACCUCAAAGUCGUCUCAGAGGCCAAGGUCGACUUCGACGCUGACUUCGGUGCCAAGUAUGAUAUCAGCAAGGGCGUGCGCGUCAACGAAGAUGAUGGCGAGGUCUUUGCGCCCGUAGCUAUGUGGCUCGAGGCCUUGGACCUGGUUCUCCAGCGUCUGAAGGAGAAUAAGUGUCCCGUGCAGGAUAUCAGGGGUAUCAGUGGCUCGUGCCAGCAGCACGGCAGCGUCUUCUGGAGCGCGGAUGGCGGGUCGGCGCUGAAGAAGCUUGAUGCGGGGAAGACCUUGGUAGAACAGCUGACAAUCGCGUUUUCGUACGAGUUUGGUCCUAAUUGGCAGGAUCACAGUACGCAGGCGGAGUGCGAUCUGUUCGAUGCGCAUUUGGGGUCGAAGCAGAAGCUGGCCGAGGCUACGGGAAGCUCGGCACAUCAUCGGUUCACCGGGACACAGAUUAUGAGAAUGCGGAGGAGGCGUCCUGAAGUAUACGCGAAGACGGCAAGAAUAUCCCUCGUUUCUUCGUUCCUCGCGUCACUGCUCCUUGGUGAGAUAGCACCCAUAGACAUUGGCGAUGUCACGGGCAUGAACUUAUGGGACAUCCGCAAGGACUCGUGGCAUGAGUCGCUCCUUCAACUUACAGCAGGAGGUGAGGACGGCAUACCGGAGCUUCGGAAGAAGCUUGGCGAUGUGCGUAUGGAUGGCGGUGGUACUAUGGGUUCGAUAUCGUCUUACUUCGUCGAGAAGUACGGCUUUAACCCCGAGUGUCAAAUCGUCCCCUUCACGGGAGAUAAUCCGGCGACAAUUCUCGCACUACCGCUGCGGCCACUCGAUGCCAUUGUCUCGUUGGGCACUUCAUCGACCUUUCUUAUGAUCACCCCAACAUACUUGCCUGAUCCGUCGUACCACUUCAUGAACCAUCCCGCCAACCCCGGACACUACAUGUUUAUGCUCUGCUACAAGAACGGUGGCCUCGCCCGCGAAAAAGUACGGGAUAGACUGCCGAAGCCUUCAGGUUCCGACCCUUGGGCUAAGUUCAACAAGGCCGUCCUUGAGACGCCGCCCUUGGACAUCAAGACGGAAACCGACAAGGCGAAGCUCGGCCUGUACUUCCCCAUGCCGGAAAUCGUGCCCAACAUCAAGGCCGGCACAUGGCGGUACACCAGCAAAUCUGACGGCUCGGACCUGCAGGAGAAGGCUGAAAACGAGGACGAUUGGCCCCCCGAUACAGACGCCCGCAUCAUCGUCGAGUCGCAAGCCCUCUCCAUGCGCCUGCGGUCCCAAAACCUCGUGACGAGCCCCAAGGACGCCCUUCCUGCGCAGCCGCGGCGCAUCUACCUGGUCGGCGGCGGAUCGCUGAACCCGGCCAUCGCGCGCGUCAUGGGCGAUGUGCUGGGCGGCGUGGACGGAGUUUACAAGCUGGAUGUAGGCGGCAACGCGUGCGCGCUGGGCGGGGCGUACAAGGCCGUCUGGGCGCUGGAGAGGGGCGAGAACGAGAGCUUCGAUGCGCUGAUUGGGAAGAGGUGGACUGAGGAGGGCGCAAUUCAGAAGGUUGAUGAUGGGUUUAAGGAUGGGACGUUCCAGAAGUAUGGCGGUGUUGUUGGGGCGUUUGAGGACAUGGAGAAGAGGAUCUUGGAGGUUGCGCAUAACUAGGGUAGGAGACAUGUACCUCGAAUGAUUGAGGAUGUCCAUCUGCGUCAACUCUAGUGGUGAAGAACACCAAGACUAACACCGAUGCGGCUCCAGUGCCUUAAUCCUCUAUGAGUUGAACUUGGUACAACUUUCAACAAAUCAAAUCGAUAGUCCACGUCGAUAUAGGAUAGGUCCAGGUAAUCGCGGUUACCAAAGGAACUAACAGCCUCUGCGCCGGCCAUUUUGAGCCUCAAGUGCGCAUCGUGUCAAUCAUUCCAAAUGAAUUCCACACUCGUUCUUUGC
Molecule: messenger RNA, 2204 nt
Organism: Pseudomassariella vexata
Lineage: Eukaryota; Fungi; Ascomycota; Sordariomycetes; Amphisphaeriales; Pseudomassariaceae
Exons: 3
Coding region: 207-1922 (571 amino acids)
Biological process (GO): xylulose metabolic process; D-xylose metabolic process
Cellular component (GO): cytosol
Molecular function (GO): D-xylulokinase activity
Source: RefSeq, a predicted model, not a curated record